Nomia melanderi (Alkali bee) is the source of this 2074-nucleotide messenger RNA. It is a transcript of the gene Amt, whose product is annotated as Ammonium transporter. The record is from RefSeq and is a predicted model, not a curated record. Gene Ontology annotation, biological process: ammonium homeostasis; ammonium transmembrane transport. NCBI's taxonomy places the organism in Eukaryota, Metazoa, Arthropoda, Insecta, Hymenoptera, Halictidae. Gene Ontology annotation, molecular function: ammonium channel activity. Gene Ontology annotation, cellular component: plasma membrane.
GUUUUGGUCAUGGUCUAUCUAUUUUUAACUUGUUUUGCUCAUGCCACAAGAAUGGAGCACUACCUAGUUAAAGGUAUUGCUUUGUUGAAGAAAGUUCCCUUCUAACAUGGAAGUAGGAAGUAACGAAACAAAUAUUACAGCUAGUUCAGUCAAAGAUGCAGAUGUUAUUUCUGUGUAUAAACUCAAUCAAGAAGACAGUAACUGGAUAGUAACAAAUUCGUUUAUAAUCUUCACUAUGCAAACGGGUUUCGGUAUGUUAGAGUCUGGUUGUGUGUCUUUAAAGAAUGAAGUUAAUAUUAUGAUGAAGAACGUAGUAGACAUUGUGCUUGGAGGAUUAACUUAUUGGCUAUUUGGCUUUGCAACAAGUUUUGGACCAAGUACAUAUAAUUCCUUUAUUGGCUUCGGAGAAUUUCUAAUAGAUCCUCCAAUUAGUGAUCAUCUAAUGGGUCCAAAAUGUGCUGCAUUUAUAUUUCAACUAAGCUUCGCAACCACUUCAACAACUAUUGUCAGUGGAGCUAUGGCAGAACGAUGUAAUUUCAAAGCAUACUGUCUAUUUUCUUUUUUGAAUACUAUUGUGUAUUGUAUACCAGCUGGAUGGGUGUGGGGUGACCAAGGUUUUUUAAAGAACAUGGGUUCUGUUGACAUUGCUGGAUCAGGAGUGGUGCAUCUUGUUGGGGGUAGUUCUGCACUUGCUUGUGCCAUUAUGUUAGGACCACGAUUAGGCAGAUAUGAUAAUGGAACUGACCCAUUACCUCUUGGAAAUCCUGUUAAUGCUAUUAUGGGUUUAUUUGUACUUUGGUGGGGCUGGUUAGCUUUUAACAGUGGUAGUACGUAUGGUGUCAGUGGGCAACGAUGGCAGUAUGCUGCUAGAGCAGCAGUAUCUACAAUGCUAGGAAGCAUGGGAGGAGGUUUAAUUGGACUAGGUUUUAGUUUAGCUAAUCCAAGUGGAAUUGAUAUUCUCAGUCAGAUAAAUGGUAUUCUUGGUUCCCUAGUUGCUGUAACAGGUGGCUGUUUCCUUUUCAGGGCUUGGGAAGCUAUAAUUGUUGGAAUGGUUGGUGCUUUCAUUACAUGUUCCUUAAUGCCCCUACUAGAUAAAAUGCAUAUUGAUGAUCCUGUUGGAGCCAGUGCAACACAUGGAGCGAGCGGAAUUUGGGGGAUCAUUGCUAUUGGUUUGUUUGCAGAUAAUCCAUAUCCUCUUGACACUACUAAUGGAAGAAAGGGCUUAUUUAAGGGGGGAGGAUGGUACUUAUUAGGUGUGCAGUGCCUAACUGUUCUAUGCUUAAUAUUAUGGAGCUUUAUCACUUCCAUUAUUUUAUUAUGGGUCAUAAAUAAAAUUAUACCUAUUAGAAUGAGUGUGCAUGAUGAACUACUUGGAGCAGAUUUAAUGGAACAUCGAAUACGACACAUGCAGAUAGGUGUUAGUAGAGCUAUGUCUGCACUUCGUCCAGAUUCUCAAGAACACAAAUUGGGAACUGUGUAUCCGGUAGGAAUAAAUCCUGGUCAUGAUUCCUAUAUUGAAAAAUAUAAUCGCAAAAAUCGUUUAAAAGCGGGUAAACAAUUGCCCCUUGGGAAAAUAUCAUCAAAGACACGUCAGUCUAAUACAGUUACAGAUACAACAGUAACUGGUCAGAACAAACCACAUUUUGCUUGGAUGAAUUGAUAUUUUCAAACGCCUUCUAACAAUUUAUCGAAUGUAAAUUUAUUAGAAACGUAUAAAUGUAUUCACAUACACGUUCUAACGCUGCUUUCACACAUUACUGAAACACGUACAGUGUAUACACACAUUCUUCGAUAAAUAAUCAAAAUCUUAUGCAAUUACGUACAUAAUAGUUACACACACCAGAAUAAAAGAGAGCAAAUCUGUUCAGAGAUCACAGACACAGUAAAUACAUGUUAUACAAUAUUUAUAUAUUAAAAGAGUGUUUAACAGCAUGGCACACGUAAGGAAGUUACCUUUAUUAUAGUUCUGUUUCAAAUAAAAUAAUUCUGUGAAUAGUACUUUGUCUUUUAUAGUUAUUAUGGACGUAAUGUUGGACGUUUUAUCAUGCUGUCAUUAGCAAUAAUUAAUCUUCAA